This is a messenger RNA of Diplodia corticola, 1017 nucleotides long. Its product is annotated as heme peroxidase. The coding region runs from base 1 to 1017 and encodes 338 amino acids. Gene Ontology annotation, biological process: hydrogen peroxide catabolic process; response to reactive oxygen species; cellular response to oxidative stress. NCBI's taxonomy places the organism in Eukaryota, Fungi, Ascomycota, Dothideomycetes, Botryosphaeriales, Botryosphaeriaceae. Gene Ontology annotation, molecular function: heme binding; peroxidase activity. The transcript has a single exon. The record is from RefSeq and is a predicted model, not a curated record.
AUGCGUUCCUCAACCCUCCUCCUCACUUCCGCAUGCGGCAGUGUCGCCUAUUCCUUCUCCCUUCCUUCAUCCCUUGAUUCCCUCACUUCGUCGAUCCACGACGUCACCAGCCGGGCCCUUUCCAACCUCUCCGCCCGUAAAACCCCCUCGUGCCCCGCCGUCUACACCACCAUCUCCUCCGACCUCACCAAGGACUUCCUCGGCACCGACGGCCAGUGCACCGACCUCGCCCGCGCCGCCAUCCGCUACGCCUUCCACGACGCCGGCACCUUCUCCCUCAAGCUCCCGACCUACGCCCCGGCCUCGGGCGGCGCCGACGGCUCCCUCCUCCUGAUCCCGUCCGAGAUCGCCCGGCCCGAGAACCACGGGCUGGAGACCUACCACGCGUACAUCACGGCCAAGUACAACACCUACCACGCGCAGGGCGUCGGCGCGGCGGACCUGAUCCAGUUCGCGGGCAACCACGCCAUCGUGACGUGCCCGGGCGGGCCGGCGGUCAAGACGCUGGUGGGCCGCGGGGACGCGACGACGGCGUCGCCGACGGGGGUGAUGCCGGCGGGCUUCGGGCCGGGCAGCGACCACGACACGCUGCUGCAGCUGUUCGUCGACAAGGGGUUCAACGCGGUCGACCUGGCCGCGCUCAUCGGCGCGCACAGCACCAGCAAGAACGUCGGCCAGACGGCCAUCCCCGUCGGCGCGCCCCAGGACGGCACCCCGGGCAAGUGGGACGUCCAGUACUACUCGGACACGUACGCGCCGCCGCCGGGCGUCGCGCGCUUCGACAGCGACGUCAACCUGUCGGAUAAGACGAAGGCGGUCGGAAAGGAGUUUGCCGGCUUCGUCGACAACCAGGGCAAGUGGACGGGCAAGUUCGCCGACGCCAUGUUCCGCCUCGGCCUGCUCGGCAUCUCCAGCAGCACGUACAACAACUGGGCUGACUGCACCGGUGCUCUGCCCAAGGCGACGAGCUCGAAGAGAGACAUCAGGCGCAUGCCUAUCAACGACCGCGCCAGGUAG